GUCCCAUUCAUACAAAUCUCUCACCUUUCCAUCUCAGGUUUGUAGAUCCUGAAUCGUCGAUGAGUAGAAAAAGAAUCCCCCUUUCUUGAUUCCACCCAAUAAACCCAGAUGUUACUUCCCAAAUCUGUCGACGUCUUCUCUUAAUUUCAUCUGCAUCCAUGGAUUCCCCACUCUUGAUUUUCUUUUUCUUAUACUUUUGGGUAUUUUCUCGAUGUGUUGAUUCCCAACAAGAUUUGCAGCGGUCAUCACCGCCACCGCCUCCGCCUCCGCCUCCUCCUCCCACCCCAUCCCCACCGCCUCCACCUUCACCUCCUCCUCCUCUUCCACCUCCACCGCCGAGAUCUCCUUCAAUCCCACCUCCACCUCCACCUCCAAGAAAGGCACCACACCCUCCAGGAUCAAGAAACACCAUGGGAUCAAAACAACAACAUAGAAAAUACCACCAUCCUCCGAAGAAUCUCAAACUGGGAAAGAAACUUGGAUUUGUAUUCGCGGGUUUAGCCGUGAUCUUACAGAUUUGUGUGGUGACCUUUUUGGUAAUCAAGAGGAGGCAUUUGAUGAAGACCCAUGAAGACAGAUACUUUAACAGAACAGUGAUCUCUUGAAUUUUUUUUUUUCCUUUUUAAUUUAUUGAAAUUACAGAUUUGGAGGAUGAGAUGAUUGAUUCUGGAGCUUCUUUGUAAAUGGGUAAUUCUUGUAUGUCAUUCUUUUCCACAAAUUUAUUUGAUUGAUAUUGAUUUAGGUAUUAUUCACAGUUUUUCUA
Cynara cardunculus var. scolymus (artichoke) is the source of this 763-nucleotide messenger RNA. RefSeq names its product proline-rich receptor-like protein kinase PERK2. Lineage: Eukaryota; Viridiplantae; Streptophyta; Magnoliopsida; Asterales; Asteraceae. Bases 159 to 605 code for a protein of 148 amino acids. The record is from RefSeq and is a predicted model, not a curated record. The transcript has a single exon.